AUUCGGUUUUCCGCAGUCUCCCUCCGCAAAUUGACGUAGUUCUCAUGGUUUGCGAUUUAAAAAAGAUGUAAUUUUAAUGCAACGACAAUAACACUGAUGCUGUACAGUAUUUUAGUUUAUCUCCAUAUCGAUGUGUUACUGGAUGUUUAUUGAAAACGGCMGUUUUUAGUUGUAGGGCGUUUGAAAUCGGACACCACUGGUGUUUUACGAUCCUCGUAAGCCGCGGAGGGAUACUCUUUUGGAACCGACAAUGUGGAGGCUGUUAACAUGUCUACUCGGAAGAUAAAAUGGUUACAAUUGUAGCAACUAAAAUAAUCGAUUGAGAUAUCACAAGAGUUAUGAAGCUAUUUGGAAACAUUGUUUCAUUUUCGUGACKUGGACUGUAUAACGAACCAAUAAGGGUUUGGGAGAACACGAUAUCGUCGUUCGCUCUUCAUUUACAGUCCGGAGCACAGAGAGGGAAUCUAUCCCCAACUUUGUUUUUCUCUCUACAAGCGUUCUUUUCCCCCCCUGUUGGAUGCUACAUAAUUAAAGAGGUUACUGAAAGUUGCUGAGACUGCGAGGGCCAAAGGAACAGCAGCAGAGAAUGGCUACAGUGGGAACAGACAAGGAGCUCAGCGACCUGCUGGAUUUCAGCGCGAUGUUUGCGCCACCGGUGUCAAAUGGGAAGAACAGGCCCACCACUCUAGCCAGCAGCCAGUUUGGAGGCUCCGGUAUAGAUGAGCGGAGCGGUCCUGGCCCCUGGGUAUCAGGAGAACAGAACAGCCCUUCCUUCAACCAGGGACGGGGUUAUGGCGAAGGAGCUCAUUACAACGAGCAYGAAGGCCUCGCUUCCACCCCCUUGUUCGGCUCGGGGAUCGUUGGGAAAGCUGAGCGAGGACCCUACUCUUCUUUUGGAGCGCAGCCGGGCUUUAUGCCCAGUGAGAUGCCCAUGCCCAGUCCUGAUGCCCUGUCACCCUCGGGCCUGAAGUCUGGCUCCCAGUUCUACCCCUCCCAAUUCAACCCUCGCAGGAGACCCACCCAGGAGAGCAUGGAUGCCCAGCCAAAAAAGAUCAGGAAAGUUCCCCCUGGCCUGCCCUCUUCGGUGUAUGCAUCGGCCUCAGGAGAGGAAUAUAACAGAGACGGUGCAGGGUAUCCUGCCUCCAAGCCUGGAAAUGUAGCCUACCCCGGCUCCUUCUACAUGCAAGAAGGCCUGCACCCCUCCCCUGACCCAUGGAGUUCUGGCGGGUCGAUGGGGCAGCCGGGCUACUCUACAGCCAUGCUGGGUAACUCCCCCCACCUGGGCCAGCCUACACCCUUCACAGCCAUCAACCCCCAGGACAGACUGAAACGCCAGCCGCUGCCUCUCUCGCCCCAGAACUACCCCCUGCACGGCAGCGAGGUGAACGGGAGCUUCCACUCAGGAUCCACUGGCUAUGGAGUCUCCAACCACACCUCCCCCAUCAACGGAACAGACACCAUCAUGGCCAACCGGGGGACAGGAAGCUCAGGAGAUGAGAUCGGCAAAGCCCUGGCAUCGAUUUAUCCCUCAGAUCACAACAGCAACACCUUCCCAUCAUCUCCGUCUACUCCAGUGGGCUCUCCCCAGGCCAUAGCAGGUUCUGCCUCUCAGUGGCCUCGGGGCUCGGGACAGGCCACACCCUCUCCAAACUUCGAGGGUGGACUGCAGGCUCUGCAAAACAAGAUGGAGGAUCGUUUGGAGGAGGCCAUCCAUGUGCUCCAGCGUCACGCCGGGGGACAAGGGGGUCCAGGGGGGCUGGCUGACAUGCACAGCCUCCUCAGCGCUGGGAUAGGAGGGCUCGCCCAGGCCUUCAACAAUGCUGGCCUGGGAUUGGCCAACAGACUGCCCAACCUGAUGUCCAACCACCACGAGGACUCGACUGGUGGGGGUGUGCAUGGUCAUCACGGCCCUCCCUCUGGCAGCCAGCCCGAAGGCUUCACCAGCCUCCCUCGCUCCACACACUCAUCCAGUGGCUCUGACAUCAAAAGGGAGGACAAGGAGGAUGACGAGAAUUCCUCUGUGGCUGACAAGUCAGAGGAUGAGAAGAAAGACUCGAAGGCCCGCACUCGAACAAGAGAGAUGUUCUCCUUCCAGACCUUCUCCUCCUCCCUAUCAGACACGGGAGCAGACAGCAGCAGCUGCAGCACGGCCUCGCUGAACGAUGAGAACCUGACGGCCGAGGAGAAGGAGAAGCGCGAGCGGGAGCGCCGCUCGGCCAACAACGUCCGGGAGAGGGUGCGCGUGCGUGACAUUAACGAGGCGUUCAGGGAGCUGGGCAAGAUGGUGCAGGUGCACGUGUGCAGCGACAAGGCCCAAACCAAACUCAUCAUCCUGCAGCAGGCCGCGCAGGUCAUAAUGGGUCUGGAGAAGCAGGUCCGAGAGCGUAACCUGAACCCCAAGGCAGCGUGUCUGAAGCGGAGGGAGGAAGAGAAGGUUUCGGGGGUGGACCCCCAGAUGCAGAUGGGAGGGGGGCACCCCGGGUUAGGGGGCGAUGGACACAACUCUGUCAGCCAUAUGUAACACCUGGCUCCUGAUCCUCUUGAUUUGUACAGCUCUUAGAAGACGUGGCCUUAUUCUCUUAUCAUGCAUCUCAGUGUGUGUCAAUCCACAAAGGUGCUCUCUAUAUAUGCUAGCACAUAUAGUGGAGAAGCGCAUUCUCACACAGACACACACACACACAAAACUGACAAACGCCAGUGGCCACAUUCCUGACCAUGAACACACAACACAUACACACCAAUACACACAGAGUUUUGAAGAAUACUUACAGUAAACACCCUGAACUCCAAGGAGAGACUGGAUCACAGGCAGAGGAAAUUUAAACGCAAUGAUUUUUUUUGCGUAUUGUUUGUUUUUGUAAGACAUUUUGAAGAAGUUGCUUUAUGUGUUGGGAGCAACAUUUGUUUGGAUCAAAUAGUAUUUUUGGAUCAAUUGCUCAUGUGAGCAACCUAGGAUUUUGUGUCCUUUUGAUAGUCAUUUGCCAUUCCCACCUGAAAAGUAGGUCUUACUUUCAUCACAAGAAAAGGUGACAUCAGAAUCUAACCUGUAUGAGUAACUAUGUGCCUGAUGUACAUGCAUAACGCCAAGGCUUGGGCAAGUUACAAUCGUCGUCGUCAUCCCCACCAUCAUUUUUACUUUUUUUUCCCCUCAAUGUCAAACACAGAAGUAGAGUUUGAGGUAUCCAGCCACCAGAUUUGAAAAGACUGGACUGUCAUAGUGACGAAUGGACACUUAUUGAAUUGGCAGGCAGAGUGCUGUUAUAUAGCACAAUGAUAAAAAAGAAACCCUAGCCAACUUUGGCCAUAUUUCUUUGUUUAUGCCUUCUCGUAAGGGCUGCCCAGACACAGGCCCGUCUGAAGAUUUAUUAUGGUGUGUAUUAUUUUGAUCCAGGGAUCCUACAAGCCUUCCAUUUUGUCUUCAUCUGUUUGUCGUCACUGCCAUGAGUGGAGUUGAAGGACUGCCAGUGAGGAAGGUGAGCUCAUCAAUACAUACCGAGACCCAGGACAGGUCAUGAUGACUCGCUACUAGCUGAAAACCACUCCCCGUUCACCUACUAUUCCACAGGAUCACUCUGGCAUGGUCAUCUCAAGACUUCCUCACUCUGUCUUGGGGAGAUUGGACUGAAACAUGCAGGAAGUGUGUGUGCUCUGAACCAGAGCAAGCCUCUCCCCCUCCACUCCCUCUACCGUACCCGUCUUUGCCCCUCUGGUUCUGUUUCCAUUUCAGCCAGGCCAUGUGGAUGCGUGGUCAGUAUACUCUGCCCCAAACUCAGUCAACCACCUGCCUUCAUCGCCUUCUCCUCUUCACGUUUGUGGAGCAAGUGUCGUCAGUUGGCAAGGCAAACCUAGAUGUCCAGGUCAUGCGUCCUUAAAAGACUAUGUAAGACGGACUAUGUCAGUUUUCAGUAGACUACAGUUAGUUUGAAGAGGAGAGGCUAUAUGGACACACUUGGUGCCCAAAUUGAUGGCGUAUGUCGCGCAGCUGAGUCAAGUGGAGCUGAACGGAUUCAGCUCAGGCAGUCUGAAGAGACCUUCCCAGCUAGCUAGUUUAUGCUCGUGGCUAGAAAAUUYGGCAAGAAUUUAAAACUUGUAAUUGCUAAGUAAUUGCUCAUCCAGAUGGUUACUACCAGUAGUACAAGUUAUUUCUCAWGUAGGCUGCUAUCCUACUCAAAAUAAAAUCAAGUGGGAUGGAACAAAUUGGCCCCUUUUAACUACCUCCGGGGAUAUGUUAUACUGCUGCSCAGUGGGAAGCAACUCACGCCGACAAGCACCACGUCAUUCGCACCGGUUUGUCGUUACUCGCCCAUAGAAAUAAACAUGACUUUCUUUUACAAGUUGUCAUUUUUUUAAACUAGCACCAUGCUGCUGUUUUAGCCAGCAUAAACUAGCUAGCUGUGGAGGGCUCAUCUGGAUGACAGACUGAACCGAAGCCAUUCGUCUCCACUCGGCCCUUUAGCUGCAUCAUUCAUUUUGGCACCAUGCGUAUCCGUAUAGCCUCCCGUACAGAAGGAAUGGCUGUUGGACUUCAAGAGGGUUUAUUUUGUGGUGUGCAUUCUGAAAUGUCAUGGAUAUCUUCCCUUGAAUGCAUUCAACUGCCAUCGAUGGACAAUUUUGUGUUCCUWAAAUUACAGGAAGCAUUGGGUGUUUUGAACAAUUUACAAAGCCUGUUUGUAAGGAUCCUCCUUUUUGUAGAAGUGAUUUGUUUUUYGUUUGUUUUUUACUUUGUAAGAUAGCUGUAUGAGUUUUCUUUUGGAUUGCUUACUUUCUUUUCAUUUACAUUGUUUAAAUGUAAGGGCGACUCAUUUUAAAGAUACCAGGAACAAACUUUAAGUGUCUCUCUUCCCUCCCAAACGUAGUGAUCUCUCUUUUCUUCUUCUUUUUUUACCAUUGGGAAAAGCAUGACGUGCCAGUUGCUUUGGUGUAAAAGUAGUUCAUGCCAACUCCUAAUCUGGCUAGAACAUCCCCAACCUGUUUUGGAAGUACCUGUAAUUUGGAGGAUGUCUGUUUCAGAAAAAAACUGCAAAAAGUCUGUAUAUGUAAUUGAUACCAGUUAUUACUACUUACUCAC
Molecule: messenger RNA, 5068 nt
Organism: Salvelinus sp. IW2-2015
Lineage: Eukaryota; Metazoa; Chordata; Actinopteri; Salmoniformes; Salmonidae
Product: transcription factor E2-alpha
Biological process (GO): regulation of transcription by RNA polymerase II
Cellular component (GO): chromatin; transcription regulator complex
Molecular function (GO): protein dimerization activity; RNA polymerase II cis-regulatory region sequence-specific DNA binding; DNA-binding transcription factor activity, RNA polymerase II-specific
Source: RefSeq, a predicted model, not a curated record